AUGUCUUUACUUGGUUUUAGUGGAACGCAUCCACCGAAUAAUGAUGACGAUGAUGGUUUUGAUUUUCCCGUUCUUCCGGAAGAUGAAAUAGGUGAUAAUUCAUUGGUGGAUGAUAUUGAUGCCGUAAAUGCGGAAACGUUUGGCACUGAUAUUGACUCAUUUGUUGUUGGCGAUUUAGAGGAAUAUUCGAAACAAACAGCAAAGCUUCAACUGGAUUUAUCUGAUUGGGCCAAUGAGCCAUCGUGUUCGGCAGAAAAUCGAAUUGAAGGAGAUUUGCAGAAAUUGGUUUUGCAUGAUUCAGUGCAAACGACUUAUAACUUAUCUUACAAUGGAAAUAUUGAGUCGAAUAAAACGAUCAUGCAGAAAUCACCAUUAGGUGCAUUAACUUUGGAAGAAGUUGAAAGUGACGUCUUACGUUCGUCGCGUCAGUGUUUGCCUUCUGUUCAUUCGUUUCCGUCAGGUGCUCUUUCUGUAACGGAGUUGGAAAGAAGAAUCUUGAGUGAAUCACAAAAUCGUGGUGCAACGAUUCCACGCAUACCGUCCUUAUCCUUGCAAACCGAUCAAGGGCCAGUGCAACAACAUUUUCCUCCAUCUAUGUCUGUUUUGCCGCGUAUACCACCGCCAAUGAUUAUGCAAGCAAUCAGAGCUCGACUGUCCGGCCAGUACCAUGAGUUGCCUCUUCGCUUCUCAAUGAUGCCACCACAAAUGCAUACUAAUGUUCUUCCUAUGCUAACAAAUAAUCCAGAAAUGGCUUUGCCACUCCCUAUGAGGAUUCAUUAUCCAUCAAGGAUGCCACCAGUUUUGCCUCCAUUUCCACUCCAUCAUCCGCCACUCAUGACCAGGGUGAACCAACAUCGCGAAUCUCAAAGGAAACGUGCUGCUGGUCUGCCGUCGGGUAAAACAAUAUCUGAUUUUGCUCUUAGUCCUUACGCUGGUUUCAUGUCGCAGAAAGAGGUCGAAUGGCUCAUAAAAAUUCAGAUUUUCCAAUGUCAAAAUAGCGGCAAUCCAUAUGAAGAUGAUUAUUACUUCACGGCACGUUACUUUCUUAUUCAUUUACUGGUAUGGAAACAGCGCCAGAACGAAAGUCUUCCUAAGACUGGUAGUAUCAGGAUAGUUAAACGCGAAUUAAGUAAUAAUAGCCAUCCACAUCACUAUGAACCUCCUCAGUUUAUCGGUAGUCUUGGAAAACCUAGUUUGUCAACUGCCAGUAAUCCCAGACAGUUAAUAAGCUUGUCAGAUGAUACAAAUGAUCCUGAUGAUGAUGUAGAUAAAAACGCUACAGCCAAAAAACCACAAAGGAGGCUUCGAGCACUACUCAUACUUAUCGAGAAUAUUUUAAGGAUGAUUAUUGAAUGCGAUGAUCGGUCGCACCAAAUGAAGAGUCCGACUUCUUCUAAAGAAGUGAAGGAAAUCUUAGCAAAUGAUAUAAGAUCGAGAAUAGAGGUUAUCCUAAACUCACCUUGUUUUAAUGAAUGGAUGCAUGCUACGCUGCUUUUUGAUAAAGGUCGGCAAAUGAUAACAAGGACACUGAAAUAUACAACAGAAAUACAAAAUUUAAGAGUAAUGUCCAAUUUAUUUCCAGCCUUGCAAUCAAGCUUAAAGAAGGUGUCUGCUGAAGAGCUCAACACAUCAUUUCUUAAUUCGAUAUUCAUUAUAUUCUCCAAUUUUUCUGCUAACAAUUUCCGUAAGGCUAUAAAAUCCGUUCCAAUUGAAUUGUUUGCUGAAAAUAUGGUAAAACAGAGUAACAUGUUCGUUGUGAAUCUUAUGCUUAUAUUGUUAUAUUGUUUGAUGUGGCAUUUUAAUGAAAAUUCUUCUAUAUUUGAUACUCCGAUUAUUUUUUGGUUGAGGAGUCGAGAUGUGCAAAUCUCAUUUCCCAAGGAUUGGUCGCUGCGAACUAUGUCAUCAGUCAUAUUUAACAUCGAUUGCUUUGUCGCUUUACAACAAUGGCUUUCAAAGCUUUUUUAUGGUCGAGGAGGAUGUAUUGGAGAACAGAUAGCUCGUAUAUUACAUUUUCAUAAAUUUGCCGACUGA
Dracunculus medinensis (Guinea worm) is the source of this 2031-nucleotide messenger RNA. Lineage: Eukaryota; Metazoa; Nematoda; Chromadorea; Rhabditida; Dracunculidae. The record is from the annotation of a GenBank genome assembly.